CCUGACUGUCCCCGCUGCAGCUCGGUGGGCGGCAUGUCCGCGAAUGAAGAGAUUCGUGGAGGUGCCAGAGGAGAGAGCACUACCGCUACCGGCCCCUUCAGCUUCAGCUCGGAACCAACGCUGGAGGACAUCCGCCGCCUCCAUGCUGAGUUCGCUGCUGAACGAGACUGGGAGCAGUUCCAUCAGCCUCGAAACCUCCUCCUGGCCUUGGUGGGGGAAGUGGGGGAGCUGGCAGAGCUCUUUCAGUGGAAGCCUGAUGAGGAGCCUGGGCCCCAAGCCUGGUCCCCCAGGGAACGAGCAGCCCUUCAAGAGGAGCUCAGUGAUGUCCUCAUCUACCUGGUAGCACUGGCAGCCCGCUGCCGUGUAGACCUGCCCCAAGCAGUGCUCUCCAAGAUGGACACCAACCGGCGACGCUAUCCAGCGCAUCUAUCCCGUGGCUCUGCCUGCAAGUAUACAGACUUGCCCCAUGGGGCCACCUCUGAAAACCAGGCCAUGGGGCCUACAGACCCUGCCUCUGAGUCCACAGGUCAGGUCUCAACCUAGAAACAUGGGCACAGAACCUGCAGCUCAGCAUGGCCUCUGAGGAGCAGAGGGUGCCUGGCCAAGGUAUCUCAUUCUAGUUCUUUCCUAAGAGAUCACGGACUUGGGGGCUACACUUCUUGAGGUCUAAGGGCCCAGAACCUCCAGAAGAUAGCCUCCUGUUUUUUUCUCCCUCAAUAAAA
Budorcas taxicolor (takin) is the source of this 722-nucleotide messenger RNA. RefSeq names its product dCTP pyrophosphatase 1 (gene DCTPP1). Gene Ontology annotation, biological process: nucleoside triphosphate catabolic process. Gene Ontology annotation, molecular function: nucleoside triphosphate diphosphatase activity. Lineage: Eukaryota; Metazoa; Chordata; Mammalia; Artiodactyla; Bovidae. The record is from RefSeq and is a predicted model, not a curated record. The transcript is spliced from 3 exons. Bases 34 to 543 code for a protein of 169 amino acids.